AUGAUAUCUCUGGAGGAGGUGAUUCCCAUUAGGAAGUACAGAUGGACCACCUUGGACAUCCUGUUUCCUUAAAGCCUGUCAGUGAGAGCUGAGCCAGUGCCUCAAACACUGGGACAUUUAACAUUAGAUGAGUGUCUAGGUGUGUCUCUGGAUGUAUAGGAGAUCCUUGACUACUGGAGACUGGACCCUGUUUGCAGCCCUUGAGGUUCAAGGAGAGGAGCUCGGGGGUUAGGGAACGAGGUGGAUCCAGAGGCAAUGUUACCACCUAACUAGACACCAGCAGCCAUAAUGGGGGGUGUUCCUGUGUUUCCUCUAGCCUGACAAGAGAUAAAAGUUGAGGAUCCUAUAUAUGCAAAAGUAUGCGGACACCCCUUCAAAUUAGUGGAUUCGGCUAUUUCAGCCAUACCCGUUGCUGACAGGUGUAUAAAAUCGAGCACACAGCCAUGCAAUCUCUAUAGACAAACAUUGGCAGUAGAAUGGCCUUACUGAAGAGCUCAGUGACUUUCAACAUGGCACCAUCAUAGGAUGCCACCUUUCCAACAGGUCAGUUUGUCCAAUUUCUGCCCUGCUAGAGCUGCCCCGGUCAACUGUAAGGGCUGUUAUUGUGAAGUGGAAAUGUUUAGGAGCAACAACGGCUCAGCCAAGAAGUGGUAGGCCACACAAGCUCACAGAACGGGCCCGCCGAGUGCUGAAGCGCGUAGCGCGUAAAAAUAAUUUGCAACAUUCACUACCGAGUUCCAAACUGCCUCUGGAAGCAACGUCAGCACAAUAACUGUUCGUCGGCAGCUUCAUGAAAUGGGUUUCCAUGGCCGAGCAGCCACACACAAGCCUAAGAUCACCAUGCGCAAUGCCAAGCGUCGGCUGGAGUGGUGUAAAGCUUGCUGCCAUUGGACUCUGGAGCAGUGGAAACACGUUCUCUGGAGUGAUGAAUCACACCAUCUGAAUCACAUCAUCUGGCAGUCCGACGGACGAAUCUGGGUUUGGCGGAUGCAAAGAGAACUCUACCUGCCCGAAUGCAUAGUGCCAACUGUAAAGUUUGGUGGAGGAGGAAUAAUGGUCUGGGGCUGUUUUUCAUGGUUUGGGCUAGGCCCCUUAGUUCCAGCGAAGGGAAAUCUUAACGCUACAGCAUACAAUGACAUUCUAGAUGAUUCUGUGCUUCCAACUUUGUGGCAACAGUUUGGGGAGGGCCCUUUCCUGUUUCAGCAUGACAAUGCCCCCGUGCACAAAGCGAGGUUCAUACAGAAAUGGUUUGUUGAGAUCGAUGUGGAAGAACUUGACUAGCCUGCACAGAGUCCUGACCUCAACUCCAUCGAACACCUUUGGGAUGAAUUGGAACGCCGACUGCGAGCCAGGCCUAAUCUCCCAACAUCAGUGCUCGACCUCACUAAUGCUCUUGUGGCUGAAUUGCAGCAAUGUUCCAACAUCUAGUGGAAAGCCUUCUCAGAAGAGUGAAGGCUGUUAUAGCAGCAAAGGGGGGACCAACUCCAUAUUAAUGCCCAUGAGCAGGUGUCCACAUACUUUUGGUCAUGUAUGAUUUUCAGAUUGAAUCAGGCAUGACUCAAGUUCAAACAAGCACCAUCCCAGUCAAAAAGCAGUCCUUAGAAAAUGCUCCUGUGGGUGUCAAUAACAAAAAUAAAAAAAUCUAAAAUGGAAGUCGAGGAUCCUAUUUGGGCAUGUUAUUUUGCAGAACAGAAAAAGGUGGUGCCUAAUCUUGAGAGGGAAAUGUGUACCCAGUGA
Molecule: messenger RNA, 1737 nt
Organism: Coregonus sp. 'balchen'
Lineage: Eukaryota; Metazoa; Chordata; Actinopteri; Salmoniformes; Salmonidae
Source: the annotation of a GenBank genome assembly